GAGAACGGGGCAGGGAGGAGAGAGAAGCCCCGCCCACGGGCAGGUUUCCGUCCGACUUGUUUGUUGCAUGGACAGCUGUUUGGUGGCGCCUGUCAAAACCCGGUCCUGUUGUUUAGAAACUUCAUUCUUCAGCCGCUGCAGCAGCAACGACAACAACCUCUACCGUCAUGCCGCGGAGAACAGCGCAGGAAUGGAUCCGCUUGUCCAUGCGCACGCCGGGCAUCCUGAUCUUCGGGAUGGUGUUGGCUCCCUGUGGGUGGAUCCUGGAUCUGACCGCCACCGUGGCCCCCAGCUGGAGGACCCUCAACGACAUCCCCAACACACCGCCCAGUGAGUACAUCGAGCAGGGCAUCUGGGACAUCUGCAGGAGAACCACGUCCUCCGUCAGACCGGAAUGCGGUCUGGAGGACACCACCUAUUUCGGACACCAGAUCAUCGAGGUCGCACAGGGCAUGAUGGUGGCCUCGCUGGUCGUGACCCUGGUCGGAAUCGCUGUGGCCAUUCCGGGAGUCCGCUGCUGGAAAGACAGACCCAACUGGACCAUGGCGGGUCUGGGUGGACUGUUGAUCUUCUGCUCCGGUGUCCUGACCAUCAUCCCCAUCGCCUGGUACACCCACAUCAUGAACGACAUCAGCACCGUGACCCCGGUCAUCAACGUCCAGGUGGGCUACUGCAUCGUUCUGGGCUACAUCGGAGGGAUCUUCGAAGUUCUGGGAGGUUUCGUCAUGUUCAUCGGCAUCUGUCGCUGCUGCGGCGGAAAGAACCGAGGAGAGAAGCGGCUGGAUCGGGUCAUGGCCACACAGUACAGGAACAACCCACCACCCAGACCCACCAUCAUGCCAAGUCUGGACCGGACCAGGAGCAACGCCAGCAGCAGCGUCCCCUACUCCAAGGAGUCCCUGGAUGAUGACGUGUCCUUCCCCCGAGCCAAGACCCCUGGAGCCCAGUCCGUCAACUCCUCCGUCAGCGGGAGACCCUACGAUGCGGACUUAUGAGGACCACAUCUGGCCCACAUCUGGCCCACAUCUGGAGACUAGUGGACAGAGAAAAAACGGACUGUGAUAACGGACUACAGAGCAUUUGGGAAAUGAAGAUUUUUUUUUCUUUUUACAAAGGAGUGGUAAUUAAUAUAAUUCAUGAAAAAAAAAUCGCUUUAAAGUCCACAUAAUUAUUUGCAAUAAAACAAUACAUAUUGUAUGAUUUUACUUUUUUUUUUGGAAAAGACGAAAACAACAACAUAAAGUCUAAAAAAAGAUUCUAAGAUAUAACCUCACCAGGGAAAGUAUUGUAGAAGUAUUGAAGGUAAACAUCAUUAAUUUUACUAAUGGAUUGUACACUUAAAAUUUGUAUACAUUUGUCAGCAGUUUCCACACAGACUUCUGUCACGUUGUGCAUUCCAGGUAGAGAUCAUUAUUUAAAGUUUACGCAGUGUCUCACUACUUAAUUGAAAUAACUUAAACAACUUAACAACUCACAGCUGCAGGUGAAUGUGACUCCCAGUGAGACCAGUUAUUAUGGGAUGAUUGAUGUAAUUCCAACAUAAUUGAUGUGCCUUAAUCCGUGCUGUCGUCCAAUCAUCUUGAAGGAGGAGAUUUUAUGAAGGUGAAAAUGGAAACAUAGGAUUUCUGUGAAGGACGUGUAAAAAAGUGAAGGAUUUUAUGAAGGUUUCUGUAAAUAUUUUUUUUUUCUGUGAUGGACAUGGUUCUUUAUCCCUCGACUGCUGGCCAAUGAAUCCUGAACCUUUUUGUAAAUAAUGUAUUUUCUUAUGCACUUUCCAACGAUGGUGGAGUGGCGUGGAGCAGACCACCGUCGUCCUCACUGCUCUGUGGUACAAGUGCUGAUGAAUAAAUGCUCAUGUGUUCAAGAACAUAACCAACGUCUGGCUCUGUCUUCUUUACAUCCACUGCUCCUUUCUCAGAUUUUACUGCUGCAGUGGAUUUAAAACUAAACAACUCAAACAAACAAAAACACCCUGCACCGUGAUUCCAGUUUGUCCAGUUGUACUGCACCAACAGGCGGUCACAAAGACAGUCUCAGCUCAGAACAUGACAACUUGUUUCCUCUGUGGAUCCAUGUGAGCCACACUCGUCCAAACUCUGGCUCGAGGGCCACUUGUGGUACUUAGUGAGAUGUUUGCGGUAUUUUAUUCAGCUGUCAAAUACUGUAUGUUUAAAAGGCAUUUUUGUAUAUUCAUGUACAUUGUACUUCUCUCUUACCUCUAUCUAAUAGUGGGCUAACCUUUAGCUAAAA
Messenger RNA from Cynoglossus semilaevis (tongue sole), 2250 nucleotides. Its product is annotated as claudin-23-like. Lineage: Eukaryota; Metazoa; Chordata; Actinopteri; Pleuronectiformes; Cynoglossidae. The transcript has a single exon. Gene Ontology annotation, molecular function: structural molecule activity. The record is from RefSeq and is a predicted model, not a curated record. Gene Ontology annotation, cellular component: bicellular tight junction; membrane. The coding region runs from base 168 to 995 and encodes 275 amino acids.